AAACCGAGUUUCCCUCAGUUCUCUAGUGGCCGGUUUGAGAAGGGCUGCCACCGGAGUAUAAAACGGGUUUCCUCUUUAUUUAAGCCUCGCGCCUGCGCUUGCACCUUUUCACGUUCGACAGAACCAGUCUCUCGCGAACCACCACGCCUCUGGGAGACCAUUUACCACGAAAAUGUCCUACUGCACUCGAAUCCUUCGAGGCCAGAGGCUCACCGCGUUCGCUACAGACAUUCAGCAAAGAUGUUUCAGCGCGAGCGCAUUGAGCUUCGCUGCCCAGAAGGUGGCAAUGUCGAAAUUCGACAGCACCAGCUACCUCCCUUACGACAAGUUGGAAGAGAAUCUUAAGAUCGUGAAAAAAAGAUUGAACCGGCCACUGACUCUAUCCGAAAAAGUAUUAUACUCUCAUCUUGAUGAUCCCAAGAAUCAGGAAAUCGUUCGUGGAACCAGCUACCUUAGGCUGCGACCGGACCGCGUGGCCAUGCAGGAUGCCACUGCUCAGAUGGCCAUGUUGCAGUUUAUCAGCUCAGGAUUGCCAAAGGUUGCCGUUCCCUCGACAAUUCACUGCGACCACUUGAUCGAAGCGCAGACAGGUGGCACUCAGGACUUGAAACGAGCGAAGGACAUCAACAAGGAAGUGUACAACUUCCUGAAGACCGCUGGCGCGAAGUACGGAGUCGGUUUCUGGAACCCAGGCUCGGGUAUCAUCCAUCAAAUCAUACUUGAAAAUUACGCCUUCCCAGGCUUGUUGAUGAUCGGUACCGACUCCCACACGCCGAACGGCGGUGGCCUGGGCUGCCUGUGUAUCGGCGUCGGCGGUGCCGAUGCUGUCGACGUGAUGGCCAACAUCCCAUGGGAAUUGAAAUGUCCGAAAGUCAUCGGUGUGAAGUUGACGGGAACCCUGAAGGGUUGGACAAGCCCGAAGGAUGUAAUCUUAAAGGUAGCUGGUAUUCUGACUGUGAAGGGAGGAACCGGAGCUAUCGUGGAAUACUUUGGAUCUGGCGUGGACAGCAUCAGUUGCACGGGAAUGGCUACUAUUUGUAAUAUGGGUGCCGAAAUCGGUGCUACUACCUCGAUCUUCCCAUACAAUUGUCGCAUGCAGGAUUAUCUGAAGGCUACUGGUCGCAGCGCAAUCGCUGGAGCCGCUGAUCAACAUAAAGAGCUAUUGACUGCCGAUUCUAAUGCCAAAUACGAUCAGGUCAUCGAGUUGGAUUUGACGACGCUGGAGCCGCACGUGAAUGGACCGUUCACGCCUGAUCUCGCUCAUCCCAUUUCCAAAUUGGGUAGCACUGCCAAGCAGAACGGCUGGCCGAACGAAAUCAAGGUCGGGCUGAUCGGUUCCUGCACGAAUAGCUCUUACGAGGACAUGGGCAGAUGCGCGAACAUCGCAAAACAGGCCAUCGAAAACGGUCUGAAAGCGAAGUCGGUGUUCAACGUCACGCCCGGGUCCGAGCAAAUCCGCGCCACCAUUGAACGUGACGGAAUCGCGAAGAUUCUUCGAGAUUUCGGAGGCAUCGUUCUGGCGAACGCGUGUGGCCCUUGCAUAGGUCAGUGGGAUCGUAAGGACGUAAAGAAAGGCGAGAAGAACACCAUCGUGACCUCGUACAACCGUAAUUUCACGGGUCGUAACGAUGCGAACCCGUCCACUCACGCUUUCGUCACCAGCCCUGAACUUGUCACUGCCCUCUCGAUUGCCGGCCGUCUAGACUUCAAUCCGCUCAGCGAUAAGCUCAAAGGCAAAGAUGGAAAGGAGUUCCUCCUCAAAGACCCUUUCGGUGACGAGCUUCCGAGCCGUGGUUUCGACGCUGGAGAGGACACCUACGAUGCACCACCUGCUGACGGAAGGAAAGUGAAAGUAGACGUAAACCCGAAGAGUGAAAGAUUACAAUUAUUGGAACCGUUCGACAAAUGGGAUGGCAAGGACCUCACCGAUUUGACAGUUUUGAUCAAAGUCAAAGGAAAAUGCACUACGGAUCACAUCUCAGCUGCUGGCCCAUGGUUGAAAUACCGUGGCCACUUGGACAAUAUCUCGAACAACAUGUUCAUUGGAGCCGUGAACUCGGAGAACAAUGAGAUGAACAACGUGAAGAAUCAGCUGACAGGCGGAUGGGGCAAAGUCCCGGACGUGGCCAGAGAUUACAAGAAGAAGAACGUGAGGUGGGUGGCCGUGGGCGACGAGAACUACGGAGAGGGUUCGUCCCGAGAGCACGCAGCUCUGGAACCCAGACAUCUAGGCGGUCGCGCGAUAAUCGUCAAGAGUUUUGCACGUAUCCACGAAACGAACUUGAAGAAGCAGGGUCUGUUGCCGUUGACAUUUGCCAACCCUAGCGAUUACGAUAAGAUCGAUCCUACUGACAAGAUCAGCCUUCUCGGGUUGAAAGACCUUGCGCCUGGCAAGCCGGUGAAAGCCGAGAUUAAGCACAAGGAUGGCAAAGUGGAUACCAUCACCCUAAACCACACCAUGAACGAGCAACAGAUCUCCUGGUUCAAGGCGGGUUCGGCGUUGAACCGCAUGAAGGAAAUCGCGGGCCAAUAAAGAGGCUCGUGAGAACGCGGGGAAACCGUCGAAAGGAGACGUGCACGAUCUCGUAGUUAGUUACGUGUAUACCGAACGCGAAGCAGAACGGGGAAUGAUCGGUAUGACACUAAUUUUUCUGAGUAGAUUUGCGUUAAACAGUAAAGCGAGUCGCUAACGAAGCGGCGAGAGAGAAUUUACUUAAAAACGUAACUGCACCGUGAGACGCAACGGCAAUGGUGCGACUGUACAUGUUUUCUUCGCGACAAUACCUCAACGAACGUCUGCCAUCAGUCAGUGAUGAAACGAACCGGGUAAAAAAAAUUGUGAAAGGGGAGGAGAAUGGAUUUAAUCUUCGCUUCUAGUGUAAGUAAGUCGUAGAGACGUGAAAUCGAAUCGUUAUUUUAGAUGUCGCGGCGAACUAGGAGAGUGGGGCUCGCGUGCGAACUGAGGAAAGUUCCACGCGCCGAUAAGACUGCGACCCGCGCGUGCCAACGUGUGUUCAUUUUUAAAUCGUGUACAGCCCGCCGAUGGCACGCGGUGAUCGCGUCGUCACGCACCCACGCCCCGCGUCAGCGACGGAACCUUCUUGUACAUACUACAUCCAUACGUCGUUCGCAAUGUAGGACGCAUCGUUAUACCGUUUUCUAGACAUUAAUUCCAUCAGAUUGUAAGAUUUGCUGUUGUUACGCGAGAAAAUAAAACGUUGAACAGCGAA
Ceratina calcarata is the source of this 3230-nucleotide messenger RNA. Its product is annotated as putative aconitate hydratase, mitochondrial. The transcript has 9 exons. Gene Ontology annotation, molecular function: 4 iron, 4 sulfur cluster binding; aconitate hydratase activity. Gene Ontology annotation, biological process: tricarboxylic acid cycle. The coding region runs from base 173 to 2533 and encodes 786 amino acids. NCBI's taxonomy places the organism in Eukaryota, Metazoa, Arthropoda, Insecta, Hymenoptera, Apidae. The record is from RefSeq and is a predicted model, not a curated record. Gene Ontology annotation, cellular component: mitochondrion; cytosol.